GUGUGUGCCUUUAUCUGGACAUGCAAAAUAAAUAAUUAAAUAGUUACCCUCAAAAAAAGAGUAAAUCACACAUACAUAAAAAAUCAAAUAUGCAGAAUAUCUCAGAAUAUGCAGCUCAGUUCAGUGCAAAUGUGUAGUAUAUGUAAAUACAAACAAAGUGCUGCACAUGCAUGUCUCUUACUGUCUGCAGUGUCCACACUAUACACUAAAAUAUCACAGUAACUCGUAUUAUACCGAAUUUAUAUGUAAAAGCAGUUUAUUGAUUUUUUAAAUUAGGAAUUUACAUUUAUUGUUUUUUAUUUGGUGCAAUUCAAACUCUGACUGCUAGGUGGCAGCAGUUUUUAUCACCUUCAUUCUGACCAAACAGUGAGAUCUCACUGUGUGUCUUUGAAGCAUCUGGCCUAAGUUUUCUAAUUAACUUUAGUCUUAAAAUUGCAAACAUUGUAUUACGGUAUGUCGUAUCAUCUCCCUGUGUUGAUCUAUCAUUGGAUUCUUGCAAAUAAACACCCCUAGUCUGCACUGUUCAUACUAGAGGCUACUGGCAGUUACAUUAUAAUUAUAAAAAUGACCAAAUACUCAAAAAGAUCAGAAGAUCUGCGGUGUAAAUGUAGUCUGUGAAACACGUGGCCUCAAUGAGCCUCUGGUAAUAGCUUUAAAGUGCAAAACAAGCUAGCUUAAAACACAAACACGGCCACAGAACACUCACGCCUCCCAUCGGCUACAUCCCCAGGCCAUGUCAACCGGAUUCUGGAACCUGCGUUGCCAGAGGAAACAAAAGUGCGCUAAACACCAGUUUCUGUUCUUUAGGUCCAAACAUCUUCUGUUGUCUGACUUCAAAUGGUGUUUUUCUUUUUGGUACUCUGGUAGUUUGUCCUGAAGUUGAAGCGGUAGCAGCCGGCUGUUUCUCCUUCUCUGAUAUUAUUGAGCGGAGAACCUCUAACACCAGUGGUGCUCUGUUGCUAAAUACAUGAGUGCGUGAUGAGAGGAGGACCCAGGGAAGUGUGGAAGUGGGUGGUCUGGUGAGAAAGCCAUGUUAUUGGCUGAGGUUUUAGACAACCACUAUUAUUAUUAUUAUUAGUAUUAUUAUUAUUUUAUCUCUGCAAUAUCAGAUCAUAGCUAUACUAUGCUGUUAAGUGGCAAGAAAAAAUGUUUGAAGCUAAUUAGUUUUGUAUAUUUGCUAUUGAAGCUUUAACAUGUCCAAUAAAUUAAGUAAUUAGGUGUAAAUUGUUUUCUAUUAUGGCUUUGGGUGUUGCUGGAAUAAAUGCGUUUUCUUUUUUCUGGUCUUUAGUCCUUUCACUGAACAGUUAUGAUGAAGAAACAUAUGGGAACACACAUAAGAUGAGGAUAGAAAGAAAGACUCAGUCCAUUGAGUUCAUGCCCAAAUACAGCUCGAAGCAUGUGGUCCUGUGGAGACAGGAGGACCCUGAACCCAGUGAGGACAGCAGGAGGAAGAUGAUUGGCUACUACUAUCUGAUAUACAAUGUGACCCAGAGGGACAGUGGGAGCUACGUCUUGAGGGACAAAAAUGGGAUGUCUCUGUCAACAAAAACCAUCGAGGUCAUUGCUAAGACACAGGCCCUUGAGCUGAUCCCUGGUGAAAAACUCCGCUUCACUUCAGACCUGGAGUCGAACUCCUGCAACAUUUAUUUCAUCCCAGAAGGAGGUCGUGAGACGGAACUAGUUCAUCAGGGAAAACUGCUUCAGGGUUCGUCUUACUGCCCCGGGUUUGAGCUUCUAAAGCCCUGUGGGAUCUCAAACGAGGCUGUCCAGACGUCCUGCAAAGGACUGUUUGAAGUGAAGGAUCAUAACGGUGACACCUCCUUGGAGUUGUCGCUGAAAGUGGAAUCUUUGUGGUUUACCUCCUCUGCCUUCAUUCCCAUUGGAAGUGCUGUCGUCCUUUCUGUUUUGUUCUGGUGCAUGAAGAGCUGUUGCUGUGGAAACAGCUCCACAGCAAAGAACCCUUCAGAGCCUGAAGCUGCAGCUGAUGAUGAUGAUGGUGGACCUGCUGUUUAUUACCAGGAGUAUGACCACGAGCCUGUCGGAGGGAGGCCAACCCAUCCCACCAAGCCCACAGAGACUGCCUACCCGGUUCAGCCGAAUGAUGCGCCCACCAGCCUGCUGAUACACAAUCCUCCUACUAUGAAUCUACUUCCUGCUGAUUCAGAGGUUUCGGCUCCAGCAGAGCGGCUAGACCCACCAGCUGUUCCUCCAGGCUUGGACUACGAGCCUCGGUUCGAAGUGAAAGGGAUGAGCACAGAUUCCCUGCUGCACUCCGACUCUCCUCACUGUGAUGUUUACAACUCAGACAAACUCAACUUCCUCUGAAACACACACACACACACAGCGGUAGUGUGACAUUGAACUGCAUGGUGACACAGUUGGUUGUACUGGUAAUUUCUCUGAAACCCUUUUAUAGACAGCUUAUGGUAGCAACAUGGACAUUUAUUCAUGGACGGCAGCUCUGGUGGACAUUCCUGCAGUCAGCAUGGACCUUCUGCACCUGUGGCAUUGUGCACAAUGCCACAACUGCACAUUAAAGGGUGGCCUUUUAUUGUGGCCAGCCCAGGGCACACUGUGCAAUAGUCAUACUGUCUAAUCAGCACCACACCUGUGAGAUGGAUGGAUUAUCUCAUCAAGGGAGAAGUUCUCACUGACCCAAAUUUCAGACAGAUUUGGAGAGGAAGAGGCCUCUUGUGUACAUAGAAGUCUUAGAUCUUGAGUUUAGCUCGAAGACAGAAGUGCUCUGUUUAUAAUUUUGUAGACGUUUUUAAGGCAUACUUGGCAGUUUUGCUUGCUUUAGCAUCCCCUAGUUUCCAUUAUUAAUCCUCUCUUGUCAAACCAAAGCCCAUUUCCUCGCUUACUGUUGUCGUUUUAACUUUAAUUUAAUCUAACAGCUGAAAUGUCUCCCAGCCUUCCUUAAUGUCUACAGGAGUGAUUCGUCACUAAAUGAAACAAAUCAGCCGUGUUCAGGAUCCAAAACGUGCAGGAAACAUGAUGGGACCAGACUGCAGCGCCUGGUAUGUCAGCUCCAUUUUUUUCUAAGUCCCAACAGAGCUGCCGCCAGUCUGAAGUUGCAAAUGCGGUCUUCUGUUCAGGGAGAGCGGUGGGGGUUUGAGUGACCUUUCAUUAACCCUGUAAAGGGUCAUUUUGCACAUACUGGCUCAAGAAAAUGAUUCAGAAAUAUGAAAAAGUUACAAAGUAAGGCUUUAAGAUGCCCGUGGGACACUUUGGUUCAUUCUUUUCAGACACACAUUAGUUCUCUUGUCAGUUUUCUUCUCAAACAGGCCAAGCUGAGGGCAGACUCACUUACAUGAGUAAUGAACUGUUUCUACAUUCAAGUCAUCAGGUGGGGAGCUUUCAAGGAAAAGGGAUUCAUGCCACGUCUGCUUUAUUGUUAUUCUCACACCACCGCGGUUCCCAGCCAAGUCUCUCUGCCUGAUUCAGCCCACUUGUCUCACCUGCACUCCCCUCCUCAGUCAACUUCCUUGUGCUGGUAGAAAACCUGCUCUUGUUUUGUUUUAAAUUGUUGUCCUCAGAUUAUAGCUCAUGAAGGACCACUCGUUCCCACAGCAUCCUGUUAAUAAUUCCCAAUCCUGAUCAUGUUUUUAGAUGGUAGGUUUAUUAGACACAGACUAAAGAGGAGACAACUGUUGUCAUAGUUUCCUACUUACCCUGGUUUGGCUUUUUUGUUUUUAGAUUAGGUGGGCUACCUAAAUAUUUGCCUUUCAUGCUAAUUAGCUCAACCCCACACACAUGCAGUGUGUCCUCAGGUCCCUCGAGGUGUAAUGUGGACCCCCAAAUGAUGGCUCACCGACCUUCAGUGGUCCAGGGACCUCAUUUUGGAGACCACUGAUUUCUCCAAUUAACCUAAGUGUGUUUUUGUCUGUGGGAAGAAACCGUAGCACCCAGAAAAACCCACACAUGCACCAGGAGAACAUGCUAACUCUGUACAGGAAGACACUGCAGCCAGGAUUUGAACCUGUGACCUCGCCACCGCCAGGCAUCAGUUGUACCAAGUACGCCCCAUGCAGCACCAUUUUGUACCUUUUUAAACUCUAAACUGUGAACCAAAAACACGUUGUGUGUUAACUUAUGUAAACUGUGAUAUUUGUAUCUUUUGUAUAUUCAUUCUGUUUUUCAUCUGAUUGCAUUUUUAAGUUAUUUUUUAAACACAUGAAAGUUUUUUUUUUCUUUUUACCUUGCUGACAAUUUGGGUCACUCCUGCGAUCUUCAUCAGAGCUAGCCGCUAAUGGCGGCAUCACGCCCUUCUCCGUUUAUGGUGAGAUUUGUAGUUCUGUCAGCAGUAAGUCUUUAAUCUCAGACCGUCCACGCUGUGUUAGCUUCAGGGCACACGGACCAUACCUGACCUGAGCAAAGCCCCGUGUUUUUCUACUGUUUGUGAUGCUAGACGCGCCGGUCCUCGUACAUAACUAAUAGCAUUACAGCCAUUUGACCCCGCUUCAUAAGGGGUUAAAUCAGAGUUAGACGUUUUAAAACACUGUAAACAAUCAGCUUUUCAGGUGGAAACACUGACACUCAGACUGACCUGUAGUAGAUAUGAUCCCGCUACAGUCUGGUUGAAUUUUAUAAAGAACACAAACCAGAGUGGAGCAGCGGGUCUGCCCGACCAGGAUUUGGCGUCUAUCUCCUGAGUGACCAAACACUUCUGACUGAGAAGAUGUAAUUCUUCUCCUGACCCUUUAAGUUUUUUCCUGACCGGUGUGUCACUUUUCUAUAUUUAGCAAAGGGUUUAAGCUGUUUUAGUUCCCUUGAUAAUCAAAGCUUACUGCAAAGAUCAGAUUUCUCCUUUGGGACUUUAUAAUGUUGCUGUGAUGGGGUUGGGAUGGAUGUUCAAAACAGUUUGCUUGCUGUUGUACAUAAAACCAUCAGAUCCGCUCGUCACGUGAUUGCUGCUUAGGUGGAAUAAUGGAAUCAUGUUGUUGCUCUCGUCUCUCUCCAGUUGGGCUGUAUCUGGUUUAUAUGAAGGAUUUUACACACUGGAAGCCCGUGGCAUUAAAAUGACUCCAUACCUCUUUGCUGGAGUCCUGUUGACACGGUGCCAUAAGUGCAAUAAUGUAAAGGUCAGAUCAUGUCGGUUAUACAUUUGCAACAUUUCUACACACACACACACACACACACACACACGCACACGCAUGUGCACACAUGUUUUAGUGUUUUGAGUGCAUGACCCUGUACUGUUGUGUAAAUGUGUCUUUAAUAAUAUCUUAUUAUAAAGUGUUGAGUAUUUAAAACACGUGUCUGUGUAUUUAUACUUUUUGUCAGGUUAAAUAAAGCCAUUCCUACAAUGA
Nothobranchius furzeri (turquoise killifish) is the source of this 5309-nucleotide messenger RNA. The record is from RefSeq and is a predicted model, not a curated record. NCBI's taxonomy places the organism in Eukaryota, Metazoa, Chordata, Actinopteri, Cyprinodontiformes, Nothobranchiidae.